UUGUGUGGCAGGUUGAUUCUCUGUCCUAGACGCUCUCGUGGGAAACAGGGCAUUUAUAAUCCUGUUCACAACGUGUGGACUACUGAAGAAAACUGUGUGAGUUUAAACUGAAUCUGGUGAGACUGAAAAUCUUUUGGUCUAAAGUGUGAAACAGAGAAGAGUUUGAGUUUGAGUUUGGCACUGACACAUCUGCUCAGGCAAAAGUGAAAGUGAACCUGCAGAAAGAGCCUCGAGAAAAGAUACUUUACUUCAAAGAAUUUCACUUGUUCAUUAUGCUGUGAAAUCUACAAGGAUAUCAGUCUGUGUGUAAUCCACUGAUCUGGACUCUGUGAGGUGCAGUUCCUGCCCACCACUGGGACUUUGAUCUGAACUGCAGUGGUGUCAUUGCCGUAGUGAUCGGAGAACUAACUCCGCAAGUUUCUAGACUAGGGAGAGAGUGUGUUUAAAUUGAAGCUGGUGAGGCUGAAAGUGUUUUGGAUUAAAGUGUGAAACAGUGAAGGCUGAGAUUGAGGGACGGACUUGUCUUCUCAGACUGCUGAAAGAGAGAGGAAAGCUGCCGGAACAGUCUUCAGGGGGAAAGAGACAAAAUGGCUUCUAAACUGGAAGAGGAUCUCACGUGUCCUGUGUGCUGUGACAUCUACAAGAAUCCUGUCUUUUUGUCCUGCUCUCACAGUGUGUGUAAAGCCUGUCUGCAGCAGUUCUGGGAGAGCAAAGGACACAGAGAAUGUCCCUACUGCAGGAGGAAGUGCUCAAAAGGCAUGUAUCCACCUAACAUGGCGUUAAGAAACCUGUGUGAGACUUUUGUACAGGAGAGAAGUCAGAGAGCUUCAGCAGGGUCUGAGGUGCUCUGCAGUCUGCACAGUGAGAAACUCAAGCUCUUCUGUCUGGAUGACAAACAGCCAGUUUGUUAUGUGUGUAGAGACUCCAUAAAACACAGCAACCACCAGAUACGUCCAGUGGAUGAAGCAGCAGGUGCCCAUAAGGAGGAGCUCAAGAUGAAACUGCAGCCCUUACAGAAGAAACUGGAGACCUUUGAGGAAGCUAAAGUCACCUGUGAUAAAACAGCAACACACAUCAAGACUCAGGCCCAACAGACAGAAAGGCAGAUCAAGGUGGAGUUUGAGAAGCUUCACCAGUUUCUACGAGAUGAAGAGGCAGCCAGGAUAGCUGCACUGAGGGAGGAAGAGGAGCAAAAGAGUCGGAUGAUGAAGGAGAAGAUUGAGAAGAUGAGAAGAGAGAUCUCAUCCCUUUCAGACACCAUCAGAGCCAUAGAGAAGGAGAUGGGAGCUGAUGACAUCACAUUCCUGCAGAACUACAAGAACACAGUGGAAAGAGCCCAGUGCACACUGCAGGAUCCAGAGAGGGUUUCAGGAGCUCUGAUCAAUGUGGCAAAGCACCUGGGCAACCUGAAGUUCAGAGUCUGGGAGAAGAUGCAGGAGACUGUUCAGUACACUCCUGUGACUCUGGAUCCCAACACUGCACACCCAGAACUCAUCCUGUCUGAGGAUCUGACCAGUGUGAGACGUGUUGAUGAGGAGCAGCAGCUUCCUGAUAACCCAGAGAGAUUUGAUUACUAUGGCAGUGUCCUGGGCUCUGAGGGCUUUAACUCAGGGACUCACUGCUGGGAUGUGGAGGUUGGAGAGAACACAGGGUGGGUUGUGGGUGUGAUGGCAGAGUCGACCCAGAGGAAGGGAGACAUGUACACCAUGAGUGGACAGUGGAGUGUGUGGUGUAAUGGUACUGCAUAUAGAGCUCAUGCUCCUCCUCAUGACCCCACUGUCCUCACAGUGCAGCAGAAACUCCAGAGGAUCAGAGUGCAGCUGGACUGGGACAGAGGAAAGCUGUCAUUCUCUAACCCUGAUAAUAACACACACCUACACACUUUCACACACACUUUCACUGAGAGAGUGUUUCCACACUUUUGGACUAACAGAAAUGUCUCUCUGCGGAUGUUACCAGUGAAGGCCUCAGUAAGAGUAGAGCAGCACAGUUAGAGCUGAUACUGACUCUGAACAGGGAUGACAUACUGAGAGGGAAACCUAUAGGAGAGGAGACUAUGAAGAAACAAAGCCAUUUAAUAAACAGUAAAAAUAUGUCUCAUUGUGUGGAUAUAAUGUUAAAGGUAUGCUAAUGCCCGCCUCAUUUAAAGGGACACUUCACCGAUUAGCAUUAAGCUUUGUAUCUUUAGAAAACCAGUCAUGU
This is a messenger RNA of Sardina pilchardus (European sardine), 2202 nucleotides long. Its product is annotated as zinc-binding protein A33-like. Bases 588 to 1994 code for a protein of 468 amino acids. The record is from RefSeq and is a predicted model, not a curated record. Gene Ontology annotation, biological process: protein ubiquitination. The transcript has 6 exons. Gene Ontology annotation, cellular component: cytoplasm. Gene Ontology annotation, molecular function: protein binding; ubiquitin protein ligase activity; zinc ion binding. Lineage: Eukaryota; Metazoa; Chordata; Actinopteri; Clupeiformes; Clupeidae.